This is a messenger RNA of Aureobasidium vineae, 1119 nucleotides long. The record is from the annotation of a GenBank genome assembly. Lineage: Eukaryota; Fungi; Ascomycota; Dothideomycetes; Dothideales; Saccotheciaceae.
AUGGCUUACGCCGAUGAUGCCGUCAGAGCAAAGCUCUCAGCCUUGAACGAAACCCAAGAUAGUAUCGUCAGUGUCGCUCAAUGGAUCAUCUUCCACAGACGACACGCAGACCGUACUGCCGAGCUGUGGCUCGAAAGGCUCAAGGAUUCAAACCCUCCAAAGAAAGUCAAUUUGAUCUAUCUCGCCAAUGAAGCCACAUCAUUAGCCUACAAGAGUGGCACCCAGGACACUGGCGGAAAGAUCAAGCGCGUUGUAGAAGUCUGGCGUCAGCGCAACAUCUUCGACCUCGCCAUACAGGACACUAUUGAGAAGCGUAUUCAAGAGGUCGACAAGUCACGCACAGCUCGUUCAGGCGGCGCACGUCUCGGUGGUUCCCUCCUCGGUGGUUCUCUCUUCUCCAACUCUUCUUCUUCGCCAGUACCACCCGAGCUACAAGCCCUGGCACAACCGCAGUCCUCCCUCUCUCGCUCCGAAACUGCCGCUCAACCACUCAUCCAGACCGCAAACACCGAGUACGCAAAGCUGACGGACCCCAACACACCUGUACCCAGUCCUCCCGUUCACGCCGCCCGUCUGUCGUCGCUUCUGAAGAACCUCGCAGCUGCAGAGGGCGCCGUCGAUGCUAGCCUCAAGGCCCGUAACGAGCUCAUCGCUGGUCUGGAGAAAUUGCUCGACGCCAACAAGUCCAAGCUGGCUGAAGAGCAGAAGACACACUCGGAGCUUUUGUCCCGUCGCACUACCAUCGAGGCCAAGAAGAAGGAUGUCGAGGACGGCAUUAUGCGUGGUCUGUCCGCUGAUGCUUCGGCCGCCGCCUCCUCUGGCCUAUCUGCCAACCCCCGCCCUACUGGAAAUGACGGCAGUCCCGAAGUCGAAUCUUUCACCCCACCUCCCCCUGAUGUCGAGAAUUUCACGCCCACUGGCUCUCCCGAGCCCGCCUAUCCCGCAGACGAUAACGCUAGCCUGACCCGUCCUGCAUCGAACAGCCCCGCUGCUACUACUGAUCCCAGGCUGAAGAGAAGAAAGAUGAAUCACAGCUCCGAAAUGGACGAGGAGCUCUUCAGUACUGGUGAAGGUGUUGGUCUGGACAAGGAUGUUGCUGCCAUGCUCGGUGCCCAGUGA